This is a messenger RNA of Anolis sagrei ordinatus, 3654 nucleotides long. RefSeq names its product NAD synthetase 1 (gene NADSYN1). The record is from RefSeq and is a predicted model, not a curated record. Gene Ontology annotation, molecular function: NAD+ synthase (glutamine-hydrolyzing) activity; glutaminase activity; ATP binding. Lineage: Eukaryota; Metazoa; Chordata; Lepidosauria; Squamata; Anolidae. Gene Ontology annotation, cellular component: cytoplasm. Gene Ontology annotation, biological process: NAD+ biosynthetic process.
CCUCCUCCUCCUCCAGGGACCGGAAUCAAGUCUAUGGAAUCAACCUCUGAAAGCCAACGGGGCCGGGCUUGUGACAGCGUGUUUACAUCCUCUUCCUCAAGGAGGGCAGCCAAGGAAAGCCGGGGGCGCACCAUGGGCAGGACAGUCACUGUCGCCACCUGCGCCUUGAACCAAUGGGCGAUGGAUUUUGAUGGCAACCUGGAAAGGAUUUUGAAAAGUAUUGAAAUUGCUAAAAACAAAAAAGCAAGAUACCGGGUUGGACCAGAACUUGAAAUUUGUGGAUAUGGCUGUUCAGAUCAUUACUAUGAAUCAGAUACACUCUUACAUUCAUUUCAAGUUCUGAGGAAGCUUUUGGAAUCUCCUGUUAAUCAAGACAUAAUAUGUGAUGUUGGAAUGCCUGUUAUGCAUCGAAAUGUUCGCUACAAUUGUAGAGUGAUCUUUCUAAACAGGAAAAUUCUUCUAAUACGGCCAAAGAUGGCACUGGCAAAUACAGGAAACUACCGGGAAAUGCGAUGGUUUACACCUUGGAGCCGAUCACGCAAUGUAGAAGAAUAUUUUCUUCCCAGGAUAAUACAGGAGGUAACGCUUCAGGAAAGUGUCCCAAUUGGUGAUGCGGUACUGUCUACCUUAGAUACCUGCAUAGGGACGGAAAUCUGUGAAGAACUGUGGAUACCAACCAGUCCUCACAUUGAGAUGGGAAUUGACGGUGUGGAGAUCUUCACAAAUUCAUCAGCAAGUCAUCAUGUAUUAGGAAAAGCUCAUACUCGAGUGGAAUUAGUAAAUUCUGCAACAGCAAAGAAUGGUGGCAUAUAUCUCUUAGCCAAUCAGAAGGGCUGUGAUGGUGAUCGUCUCUAUUAUGAUGGCUGCGCCAUGAUUGCUAUGAAUGGAAGCACCAUUGCUCAAGGUGUUCAGUUCUCUCUGGAUGAUGUGGAAGUCUUGGUUGCCACACUAGACCUAGAAGAUGUCAGAAGUUAUAGGGCAGAAAUAUCCUCUCGAAACUUAGAAGCCAGUAAAGUGACUCCCUAUCCCAGAAUAAAAGUACACUUUGCACUUUCAUGUUCUGAUGACAUAUGUACACCUACAAGUGAGCCAAUCCAGUGGAAAUAUCAUAGUAUUCCAGAGGAAAUCAGCCUUGGUCCUGCAUGUUGGCUUUGGGACUAUUUAAGGCGUAGCAAACAGGGAGGAUUUCUCUUGCCACUGAGUGGUGGGGUGGACAGUUCAGCAACAGCCUGUAUUGUGUACUCCAUGUGUCGUCGUAUUUGUUACGCUGUAGAAAAUGGAAAUCAGAGUGUUUUGGAUGAUGUACGUAAGAUAGUAAACGAUAAGGCCUAUAUACCAAAGGAGUCACAGGAAUUGUGUGGGCGCAUCCUGACAACUUGCUACAUGGCUAGUGAGAACUCUUCUCAAGAAACAUACAACAAUGCAAAAUCUUUGGCUGGAGAAAUUGGCAGCUAUCAUAUAAACAUAAACAUAGAUGGAGCAGUGAAGGCCAUUUGGGGGAUCUUCAGUACAAUAACAGGCCGGCUGCCUCAGUACCGAGUUGAUGGAGGAAGUGCCAGGGAAAAUCUGGCUCUACAGAAUGUCCAGGCCAGAAUACGAAUGGUGCUCGCCUACUUGUUUGCACAGCUGUCCUUAUGGACUCGUGGGAUGCCUGGUGGACUGUUAGUCCUUGGAUCAGCUAAUGUGGAUGAAAGCCUUUGGGGAUAUUACACGAAGUAUGACUGUUCCAGUGCUGAUAUCAAUCCCAUUGGGGGAAUUAGCAAGGCUGACUUGAAAACUUUCAUCCAGUAUUGCACUGAGAGUUUCCACUUGAUGUCCCUCAAAGGCAUUCUAUCUGCACCACCAACAGCAGAGUUGGAGCCAAUGAAGAAAGGGCACAUCGUUCAAACCGAUGAGGCAGAUAUGGGGAUGACAUAUGCUGAACUCUCUGUCUAUGGCAAACUAAGAAAGAUAGCAAAGGCUGGACCUUACACCAUGUUUUGUAAACUCAUCACAGUAUGGAAAGAGAUUUGUUCUCCGAGAGAGGUGGCAUCAAAGGUUAAGCAUUUCUUCCGAAUGUAUUCUGUCAAUCGACAUAAAAUGACAACUCUCACACCAUCCUACCAUGCUGCAAACUACAGUCCUGAUGACAAUCGGUUUGAUCUGAGACCUUUUCUGUAUAAUUCCACCUGGUCCUGGCAGUUCAGAUAUAUAGAUGAACAGGUUUCUAAACUAGAGACAAAAGACCACAAGCUUGAAGAUGUUGUUUGACUUCCUCCCCCUUGCUUCUGUGGAUGUAUGGGGAAGCAUCCAGCAGCCUAGAUAUUUUGAAGAUCGGAAUAAUUCUGGAGAUUGUUUAAACCAAUAUCUUAAAUACACUUAUAUUUAUAUUUAUCCAUAAAACAAAAGGACAGAAAAGUAAUUUGAAUGAUAAGUAAAAUGCUAGUUCAAAAUGGCAUUGAAUAAGUAUGGUGUCACUUCAAAACUAAUUCCUCUUUCUGUAAUAAUCCAAUGUUCUUGUGAGAAUACUAAGGAAACAGUAAUCCUAUGAACUGUAAAACUACUCAGACUCUUCCAUAAUGAUUUAAUUAGAUUUCAUACCUUACAUAUAUCAGUUUAGUGAACAACCUAGCCAGCUCUUCAAAAACUUUUGAGGAUUUUGCGUUUUUAAAGAAUUAGUUGGGCAUUGAACAUCUUCCUCUUUAUAGGUAAAUACAUACUUGGAAAUAAAUACUGCUGUGGCCAGUGGAGCAUACUCUCAGCUAAAUGGUAACAGGAUUAAAACCCAAAGUCUACACUGAAUUUGCAAAUUCCAGCUAGAACAGAUUAAUUAAAUCACUGCAAUUUGCACAAAUACUGACUCUCCAAAUUUCUAUUGAUUCAAUGGAUCUGCUUCAGUUGGGACUAACAAUUGGAUUUAGGCUUGUGUUAAUAGAUUUAUUGCACUACUCCACCUGGUGACUGAUAACUACUAGUGCACAGGCAGCAACUCUGUCUGAAGUUUUGGACUAGAACCAGUCAGUCAGUGGAAAUGGUUAGGAAGCAGGGUUUGACUAAACAUUUGAUAGAACUUCCUAAAAGUCAUAAUUGUUCUAAGUCUGGUCUUUGAAAGCAUGGACUCAUUCAUUGAAGGUAUUUAAAUAGAAGCUGGACCGCCACCUCAAAUGUAGAACAUACAAAGUUGCUUUAUAUGGAGUAAGAAUAUUGGUCCUUCUAUUUCAGUAUUGUUGAUGCUGGCAGGUAGCAGCUUUCCAACUUCACCUAGAGGCACCAGGAAUCGAUCCUUGGUUUUCAUAUAAUUUAAGAUGUGUGUUAUGCCAGUGGGAUCUGGCUCCUCAAUUUCUGUAUUCAGAUCUACCACUGUAGGUUCUAUAUGAGCAGGGGAUUGGACCGGUUGACCUCUAAUGUACUUCGGAUUUUAUAAUUCAAUUAAACCAACAUGUUGAAAGUUAAACAAUUCACAAAUUUUGCAUUAAAUACAGUGCUACUGAAAUGCGCCUUUAUUUAAUUUUUAUCCCAUUCUUCUAAUACUGGGACUGUAAACAUUUCACAGUAAGAUUUUCAAGAAUUAAAACUGAUUAUGUACUCUCUGUUUAUAUGCAUAUGUAAUUUUAAACACAGAUGUUAAAACAAAAAAAAUUCAAAACUAUAAUAAAAUACAUAAGUAAAAUAAAG